Molecule: messenger RNA, 1335 nt
Organism: Trichoderma breve
Lineage: Eukaryota; Fungi; Ascomycota; Sordariomycetes; Hypocreales; Hypocreaceae
Product: aminotransferase class-III domain-containing protein
Exons: 10
Coding region: 1-1335 (444 amino acids)
Biological process (GO): GABA catabolic process
Cellular component (GO): mitochondrion
Molecular function (GO): pyridoxal phosphate binding
Source: RefSeq, a predicted model, not a curated record
AUGUCUUCUGUUCGUGAAGUGAAAGUGGCCACCGAGGUCCCUGGACCUCAGUCUAAGGCCGAAGCCGAGAAGCUGGGCUCAUUCUUUGAUAACCGAGCUUUUUACUUUGUUGCUGAUUACGACAAGAGCGAGGGCAACUACAUUGUCGAUGUUGACGGCAACCAGUAUCUUGAUGUCUACUCUCAGAUUGCCUCCAUUCCUGUUGGUUACAACAACCCAACUCUCACCAAGGCCGCUCAGUCCCGUGAGAUGAUCUCUGCCCUGGUCAACCGUCCUGCUCUGGGCAACUUCCCCUCCAGCCACUGGCACGACUCACUGAAGAACGGUCUUCUCAAGGUCGCCCCUGAGGGAUGUGACAAGAUCUUCACUGCUCAGUCCGGCUCUGAGGCCAACGAGCUUGCCUUCAAGGCGGCUUUCAUGCUGUACCGCCGCAAGCAGCGUGGUGAGGGUGUCGAAUGGUCCGACCACGAAGUCAGCUCCUUUGCCAACUCGUUCCACGGACGAGGAUUCGGUAGCUUGUCUGCCACCCGCUCAAAGGCUGUUCACAAGCUCGAUAUUCCUUCAUUCAACUGGCCUCAGGCACCCUUCCCUGCCCUGAAGUAUCCUCUUGACAAGUUCGCCGCUGAGAACGCCGCCGAGGAGAAGCGAUGCCUCGAUAAGGUCGAGGAGCUCAUCACCACAUGGCAAUUCCCCGUCGCUGGUUUGAUCGUUGAGCCCAUUCAGAGUGAGGGUGGUGACAACCACGCCUCCCCUGCUUUCUUCCAGGGCCUUCGUGACAUCACCCAGAAGCACAACGUCACCAUGAUUGUUGACGAGGUCCAGACUGGAUUCGGCGCCACCGGCAAAUUCUGGGGCCACCAGCACUGGAACCUGACUUCUCCUCCUGAUAUUGUCACUUUCUCCAAGAAGGCCCAGACUGCCGGUUACUACUUUGGUAACCCCAGAUUGGUCCCUGAUAAGGCUUACCGCCAGUUCAACACUUGGAUUGGUGACCCAGCCCGUGUUCUCAUGAGCAAGGCCGUUGUCGAGGAGAUUCUUGCCCGCGAUCUCGUCAGCCAAACCGCUCGCGUUGGUGUCGCCCUCUACAGCGAACUCGAGCGCCUCGCUACCAAGUACCCCCAGCUUGUCAGGAACCUGCGCGGCAAGGGACAAGGAACAUACAUUGCCUUUGACACAACCGACCCGGCUAGCCUCGUCAAGAAGAUGAAGAGCCUGGGCGUCAACAUUGGCACAUGCGGCACCCAGACGGUGCGACUCCGUCCCAUGCUCAUCUUCGAGGAGGCUCACAUUCCUUUCUUGAUUUCCGCAUUGGACAAGGCUCUUGGAUCAGCAUAG